Molecule: messenger RNA, 345 nt
Organism: Plenodomus lingam JN3
Lineage: Eukaryota; Fungi; Ascomycota; Dothideomycetes; Pleosporales; Leptosphaeriaceae
Source: RefSeq, a predicted model, not a curated record
AUGGUAUCCUCGCAACAAGGCCUAAGCAAGACCCAAGUCGACAAGAAAGCCGACCCCCAGCUCGUCGACGAGCGCAAAUCCGGCCUCCCUCUUCCCGACCAGCCACCCGUCGCCUCAGACUUCAACUCCUCCGAUGCUCGUACCGUAAACGUUGGUUCUGGUGGGAUUGAGAGCGGUAUCUCCUCGGGCGGAGGUUCACUGCGCGAGCCUGCGACGGGCCACGCUGGUGCUUCGGCUCGUGAGGCCAAGGACGGUCUCAGCGGUAUUCCCAACGAUGCUGUUACGCGUAAUCAGAAGGACCACAAGGGUCUUGCGCAGACCACUGGCGAGGAUUAUAAGCGAUAG